This is a messenger RNA of Prorocentrum cordatum, 1602 nucleotides long. The record is from the annotation of a GenBank genome assembly. Lineage: Eukaryota; Dinophyceae; Prorocentrales; Prorocentraceae.
GGGGGCCCCAUCCGUUCCCGAAGCGGCGACGCAGUCGGGUGAUGUUUGGCCCCUCCUCCGUCGACAUGUUGGGCAAGGUCAUAUUUGUGCAUUCCGUGCCAUCGAACUUUGAAGUUGCCCGCAAGCGUUGAUUGAAUGGAUCGUUUCCUUGCGCAGCCGUCCACAUGUGAUUGGAACGCACGGGUUGACAAUGUUUUUUUUCUAAGAGUGUCGUUAUGCAGAGGAUGACUGCACUGAAACCAGUUCUGGAAUUGCCCAUCAUGUUUCCCGGCGAUAUGGUAUCCCCUUGUGAUUGUUACGGCGACGCCUGUUUGCAAUUGUGUGUCGCAGGGAUGAAGCUACACAAUUUGCAACAGUGUUUUAUGUGAUUGCCUCGAAGAGUUUGGUGGGGAGGCGCUUGUAGGAAAUAUACCCGCAAUCGUUGCCUGGUUAUUGCAUUCCUUUCAAGCGCGCCCGCCGGACCACGAAGCGAGAACCCAACAUGGCGACAUUAGCCACGCCACUGGGCCGACGAAAUUCCUACAGCAGCUGGGGGUCAUAACAGAUGACCCCCCCUACCCCAGUGCCGUGCCGCUUCGAAUUCCUACCGAGAAAUUAUACGAUCAGAUUGUAGAUCCCACGGUAUGUUUAAAGAAGCUGGCAGUUGCUUUCGAGCGCGGGUUCCCAUGCACGAUUGACUCUGGGCGAGCGCACGCUCGCGUCCAAGACGCCGUCAACAAGAUACCAGUUGCAUCCAUGAUCGGCGUGCAUGAGAAUUACACAGCGCCGCAACUAUCCAAGAAAUUGGUCCGAUAUUGGGCCAAGGCGUCAUUAUGCGUUGAUGGAGUGACUGCCCAUUGACUGAAAGCAGUGGUGGCUGACCAAAAGCAAGGUUUGAGUUGGUUCCCUGACGGCAUGCCCGCUUCAGUGCUUCAAGAUAAAUUCGGGUUGUGGCCGUUCGACUGGACGGUGUUUUACUGCCUUGUCGAUAAGAUCGAUACCCCGGCAUUGGAUCUCAGCGCUAACGUUGACCGCCUCAAAGAGACGGCGACGGCGUACCACGCAGACCACGGCUAUCCUCCGAACCCGGCCAAUUUGGCAUGCAUGGCCCUGGAACCCUCUGGACAGGCGCAGAAAAAGGCCAGGUUAUCUCGGCCGUCGGGGAGGAUCGGAGAGGCGCAGGAGUACUUGGGGUGCGAGGCCCCUUGCAUGGAAGAGGCAGAUGGCCCAUCGGGGCCGGCCCAUUGGGGCGGCCCGAAUACGCCGGGCGAGAUUGAGACUUGGGCGCGCGCGCUCCCGCUGCACACGACUGCGGCCCUGAGUUCCAAGAGCCCGGGAGUCUGGGAGUGCCCAGCUUGCCGCGCGAUUGAGGAUGUGCGGCUGCGCAAGAUACAGAAAACUGCGUGCCCCGGUUUCCCCCUUCCUGGGGGCGACCAGCAUCGCAUUUUCCUUCGCCGCUACAUUUCCCAGAUGCGGGGGCCCGCCUGCCCAACCUGGGUCCCGCAGAAAGUUCUUCGCAUUGCGCAGAGCGCUUGAGGCUGACAAAAAAUGCGCGGCCGCUGCUUUCGCCUCGCCGCCGCUUUCGCGGUCGCCGCCGCCGUUGCCGUGGGACGAGAAACAAAC